Messenger RNA from Sipha flava (yellow sugarcane aphid), 1291 nucleotides. RefSeq names its product luc7-like protein 3. Gene Ontology annotation, molecular function: mRNA binding. Gene Ontology annotation, biological process: mRNA splice site recognition. NCBI's taxonomy places the organism in Eukaryota, Metazoa, Arthropoda, Insecta, Hemiptera, Aphididae. The record is from RefSeq and is a predicted model, not a curated record. Gene Ontology annotation, cellular component: U1 snRNP; U2-type prespliceosome. The transcript is spliced from 7 exons. The coding region runs from base 230 to 1249 and encodes 339 amino acids.
ACCUAUAUUAAAUUUGCUAUUUAGAUAACAAUAUUUUUACUUUAGCCUCCAGGUUCUAAGUAUGUUUGCUGACCUGUCUUACGACAAAAUAAAAUAUUUGUAGAUUUUUAUUAAAGGAGCAAUUUUAUUAUUAUUCUAAAUUUGUAGUCUGAUUAUUAAUUGUACGGUUUAUUGAUUCGAUUGUUGCACUUUAAUCAAGCACCUAUUUGUUAACUGAAUCUUUAUCAUAAUGGCUGUAUCGGCGGCUGCAGCGUUACUCGAUGAACUUAUGGGACGAAAUCGAAACGAUGGUCCAAAUGCUCAAAAGAAACCAGUUCAUUGGGAAGAUCCAGAAUUUUGUAAAUAUUUUAUGGUUAAAUUCUGUCCUCAUGAUUUGUUUGUCAAUACCCGUGCUGAUCUUGGAGCUUGUCCAAAAGUUCAUUGCGAAGAAGCUAAAACACAAUACAAUGAAGCUAGUAUUCGUUCAAAAAUGCAAUAUGAAGAUGAGUUUGUUGCAUUUGCUACUAGUUUAUUAAAUGAUGUUGAACGUCGCAUCGAAAAAGGCAAACAAAGGUUGGAGCUUAUGAAUAAAACUGAAACGCCGGUGUCUCAUUCAAAUAGUCAAAGUCAGAAAAACCAAGAGCAAAUAAAACUAUUAUCAGAAAAAAUUAAUGGGUUAGUACAAGAGGCUGAACAAAUGGGUACUCGUGGUCAUGUCGAAGAAGCCCAAGGACUUAUGAAACUUUGUGAUCAGUUAAAAGAAGAACGUGAUACUUUAAGGAAACAAAACGAAAGCAUUCAUUGGUCUCAAACUUAUGAAUUAGCUGCAGCUCAAGAAAAACAAAUGGAAGUAUGUGAAGUUUGUGGAGCUUUUUUGAUUGUUGGUGAUGCUCAAUCACGAAUUGAUGAUCAUUUAAUGGGCAAGCAACAUAUGGGUUAUGCUCGUUUGAAAAAUGCAGUAAAUGAAAUCCAAGAACAAAGAAAAAAAUAUGUUGAAGAAAGAGAAAAACAACGAGAAGAAGAAAGAAAGAAGCGCAUGGAACGUACUAGGAGUAAUUCUAAAGAUAUAGAUAGACAUAGUCGCGAUGCUGAUCGAGAUAAGAGAUCUAAAAGCUCUAGAGACCGGUCACAUCAUAGAACUGAUAGAAAAUCUGAUCGUCAUGAAAGAGAAAGACGAAGAAGUAGAAGUCGAGGUCAUCGUAUCACUAGUAGUCAUAGUAGUCAUAGACACAGAGGAUAUAAUGGUAAUAGUCGUAGAGAUCAUCACUAAAAUGAUAUUCAUGGCAACAUAACAUUACAUUUAUUACUUCAG